UUUCCUGUGACGAUCGUAAUGAAUGUGCUGGUGAUAAUGGCGGUGAAGACAAGACCCAGAUUGCAAAGUAACUAUAACAUUUUGCUGGCCUGUUUGGCUGGAACAGACCUGUUAGUAGGAGCCGCUUCACAGCCAAGUUACAUCGUGGGGCAGAUUUAUGUCAUAAAAGGAAUAUCUCUGUCGGAAUACUGCAGAUACCACAAGCUGACCAAUCUUCUGGUCUUAUGUCCUAUUUUUGCAUCCGUGUUACAUCUGACACUAAUUAGUAUUGAACGAUUUGUGGCUAUGAAGUAUACUUUUCGUUAUAUAACAAUUGUUACAGGGCUUCGCUUAAAAAUAGCCGUUGUUAGUUCCUGGGUGUUCGCAUUUUGCCCAGUUAUUCUGCGAAGUCUUUCUGAAAAGUUGGAAUUUAUUUCCUCGGUCGUAGCUGUAAUGGUUUUAUUUCUCAACAUUUUGCUAAUACUUUUCUGUCACUUAUCGGUUUACUUUGUAACCCGUCGUCACGAGAAACAAAUUAAGAGUGAACAAGUUUCACCACAAGCUGCUGCAGACUUCGCAAAGGAGAAAAAAGCUCUGAAAACUACCAGGAUAAUUAUAAUGGCUUUGCUUGUAUGUCUUUUUCCCCUGUUUAUGUAUGUUUUUCUUUGGUUCGCCUUUUCUAAGAGUAGUAGUUAUACUGGGAAUGUAAUAAUUUUGUCUCAUCCGGUUUUCAUCUGGUUGUCAUCGCUGAAUUCUCUGUGCAAUCCGAUCAUAUACUGCUAUAGAAAUAAGAUGUUUCGAAAGGCAUGCAAGGAGCUGCUUAGAAUGAAGUGCACGAACUUUAACGAGGAGUAA
Orbicella faveolata is the source of this 834-nucleotide messenger RNA. RefSeq names its product trace amine-associated receptor 5-like. NCBI's taxonomy places the organism in Eukaryota, Metazoa, Cnidaria, Anthozoa, Scleractinia, Merulinidae. The record is from RefSeq and is a predicted model, not a curated record.